AUGUUAGAGACGACAAAGCCGUUGAAUGUCUAUAGUAACAGCGAAAGCGGCUACGAUUCCCCACAUGCAAGUGGAGAAUCGUCUCGUCGAAGCUCGGUCGGCUUUAAGGAGUAUGUUAAGAGUCGGCGAUUUACAAUGAUUAGCAAGUCAAAUCGAGUAACAGUACCGAUACCAUUGGCUUCGGAUGUAUCCAGAAAGACGAGUACCACAGAUUCGAAUUCUUGUGGUGUUUUCAAUGAAUUAGAUGAUCUGUCACCAAGACCACUAUAUCAACGACGUAUGAGUGUGCCAGAGAAAGUCUUUCAUAGCGCUGACUAUGCGAUAUUACGUCCAUCCAUGGAAGCUGAUGUCAAAUUUGAGAUAGUGGCAGCAUUUGAUCGUUAUACCGAUCCUUAUCGCCACUACAUGCAAUCACUUACCUGCUACGAUCUUCAACCCAUUCACAGUGCUGUAGUUGUUAUCGAUGGUCAACUCAAGAUUCAUAAAGCGUUAACUGCACUAAGUCAGUGUGGUCAUCAGCUUGCGAUCGUCUCCAAUCUAAAUGUCAAGGGUGGUCUUGGAAUUAUCACCGUCACAGAUUGCUUGAAGGCUAUCGUGCUUGCAUCGGAAGGAGUGCAGAAAGUUGCCGAACAAACAGUCGCCCAGUUCUUAAAGCAAAAUAAUCACAAGCAGUUGGUGACGGCAGACGUGAACACUAGUGUUUGGGAUGCAGCGAAGUUGAUAUGUUUGAACAGAAUUCAUCGCAUUCCAAUUGUUCACUACGAAGAUUACGAAAAUGGCAACGAGACGAGAAAACGACAAGGCAAUCUACUUUAUGUUCUCAGUCUAAAAACGGUUUUCGCUGAGACUAUUGUGAAACUGUCGGAUCCGAAGCCGUCACUUUGCUCACACAUCAAGCAGAAAACGGUGUUGGAGCGACGAGUUGGAACGUGGAGUGGACUCUAUACGGUGCCUCAAACUGCUACGUGCGACGAUGCAAUUACCCUAUUUCUGGAUAAAAAGAUCAGCAGCGUACCGGUUGUGGACUCGUUAGGAUGCAUACUUGGUGUAAUAAGAAAAAGUGAUGUCAUGUAUGAAUUAGUACGCCAUCCGAGCAACUACCUUGAGGUUUUGGACAUUCCAAUUAUGGAUAUAAUAGCUUCUAUGAAUCCUCCUGUCUACGGCACUACAACCAUGACGUUUUACGAUUGUAUCGCUGCUCUUGUGAAUACCGAUCGACAGUCUAUUGUGAUUGUUGACGUUGAGAAAAGACCGAUAGCAGUGAUAUCAUACUCUGAUAUCAUGGAUUACAUCCAGAAUGUUUCGAAUACACAACACAAGUUAAGCUGGACUUAG
Messenger RNA from Angiostrongylus costaricensis, 1335 nucleotides. Lineage: Eukaryota; Metazoa; Nematoda; Chromadorea; Rhabditida; Metastrongylidae. The record is from the annotation of a GenBank genome assembly.